AAAAAAAGAAAAGAAAAGGUCGUAACAGAAAAACUGCUUCUAGCGAUCGGGGGAAAGCGGGGGCGGAGAGGGAGAGAGGGAGAGGAAGGAGAAGAGAGGGCGACGAAGAGAUGAAGAAGGAGGACACGGUGAAGCUCAUCAGCGCCGAGGGUUUCGAGUUCGUCGUCGACAAGAAGGCCGCCAUGGUCUCCCAGACCAUCCGCAACAUGCUCACCUCUCCAGGAGGAUUCGCGGAGACGCAGCUCGGCGAGGUGACGUUUCCCGAGAUCAGCACCCCGAUCCUCGAGAAGAUCUGCCAAUAUUUCUAUUGGUCUCUUCAAUACGCCAGUGGAAAGGAAACAGAGUUUCAUAUUGAACCUGAAAUAACUCUGGAGCUGAUGAUGGCUGCUAAUUAUCUCCAUACCUAAAAGACUUCAUUUCCCUGUGGUUGUAAAGUUUGUCAGUUAUCUAACAUGUUAGCUUUUGUGCUGAUGUUUCUUCAUAGAACUCAAAAAGCAAGUGGAGUCAUCAUUGCCAUACUCCUAUAUUAAAGAUAUUGUAAUUCUGACAUUAUUUAGUGUUUUCUUUUCCCUGUUUUAACUCUGGCUAGUUGCAUCUGCCGUUCAUUGAAAUGCCUUAUCGUAUGGUUAUUGCCUUUUUUUUU
Messenger RNA from Ananas comosus (pineapple), 643 nucleotides. Its product is annotated as transcription elongation factor B polypeptide 1. NCBI's taxonomy places the organism in Eukaryota, Viridiplantae, Streptophyta, Magnoliopsida, Poales, Bromeliaceae. The transcript is spliced from 3 exons. The coding region runs from base 111 to 407 and encodes 98 amino acids. The record is from RefSeq and is a predicted model, not a curated record. Gene Ontology annotation, biological process: ubiquitin-dependent protein catabolic process. Gene Ontology annotation, molecular function: protein-macromolecule adaptor activity. Gene Ontology annotation, cellular component: elongin complex.